UUUGAAGCUAUUUUUACCUGCAGUCACAUCCUUCUACAGUGUUGUUCCCCCAUGGCCUCCCAGCCAGACCAGCCAUCUUCCUCCACUUCUUCUUCGGAGCUUGUCCCUUCCAAUGCCUGGGAACGGGUGGAGAAGAAAUUCAACCAUAAAUCCGCAAGCGAGUAUUAUGACCCUUGCCAAGACUAUGCGGACCGAAGCUUGAAGUGCAUGAAGCGCAAUGGUUUCGACCGGGAGAUGUGUCAUGAUUAUUUCCAGGCUUACCGUGACUGCAAAAAGCAAUGGAAGAAACUUGGCUCCUCAGCGCCUAAAACCUCGUCAUAGAUAGCAGCAAACUAGCUCGUGUGACUUCGAAAUUCUCUCAAAAUGCUGAUGUUACCUUAUCAACCCCCCACACGACAGA
Messenger RNA from Aspergillus ochraceoroseus IBT 24754, 400 nucleotides. RefSeq names its product coiled-coil-helix-coiled-coil-helix domain-containing protein. Bases 52 to 321 code for a protein of 89 amino acids. NCBI's taxonomy places the organism in Eukaryota, Fungi, Ascomycota, Eurotiomycetes, Eurotiales, Aspergillaceae. The record is from RefSeq and is a predicted model, not a curated record. The transcript has 4 exons.